AUGAAGAUCAACAACCUUCUGCUCGCGGCGGCUUCGCUGCUGAGCUCCACCGUUUGGGCUCUGCCCGGUGAUACUUCUCUUAAGGAGAGAGACGCCCCGAGCCGGCUGGUUUUCGCUCAUUUCAUGGUUGGAGUUGUUAGCAACCGAAAGAGCGCGGCCGACUACGACGAUGACAUGAAGAGAGCGAAAGCCAUGGGCAUCGAUGCCUUCGCUUUAAACGCCGGAGAUGACGACUACACGAACGAUCAGCUGAACUAUGCCUACGAGUCCGCUGCUAACAAUGACAUGAAAGUCUUCAUCUCCUUUGACUGCAACUAUUGGGGAACCGACCGGGCCAGCGACAUUGGCAAGAAGGUCGCCGACUAUGCCGGCAAGCCUGGCCAGCUUAUCGUCGACGACAAGCCCUUCGUGUCUACCUUCCUCGGUGACGGCCUGGACGUUGCGGCGUUGCGCUCUGCCGCUGGCCAGGAGAUCUACUUUGCUCCCAACUUCCUUGCUAGUGCCGAUGUCUCCAAUGUCGAUGCUCUGUUCAACUGGAUGGCCUGGCCCAACAAUGGCCACAACAAAGCCCCUAGCGACGGCAACCAGCUGGCUGUCACUGACGGAGAUAAUGCUUAUACUUCGGCCCUGGGUGGCAAGGACUACAUUGCUCCCGCUUCGCCUUGGUUCUUCACCCAUUUCGGCGCCGAGGUCGACUACAGCAAGAACUUCGCCUUUCCCUCGGAUACCCUCUGGUACGACCGCUGGAACCAGAUUCUGGACCUCGGCCCUCGCUUCGUGGAGAUCAUCACCUGGAACGACUACGGCGAGUCGCACUACAUCGGACCACUCAGCUCGCCGCACACUGACGAUGGCAACUCCAAGUGGGCCAACGACAUGCCCCACAACGGCUGGCUCGACCUCGCGAAGCCCUACAUCGCCGCUUUCAAAGCCGGCGCCACUUCGGUGAACGAGUACAUCACCGACGACGAGCUGGUCUACUGGUACCGUCCCAAUCCCCGGGACACGGACUGCGACGCCACCGACACCUGCAUGGCCGACGCCAACAACGACUCCGGCAACUACUUCAAGGGCCGUCCCAACGGCUGGGAGUCCAUGGAAGACUCCGUCUUCGUGGUCUCUCUCCUGAAAUCCCCUGCCACCGUGCAAGUCACCUCCGGCGGAAACUCGAAGUCCUUCGACGCCCCUGCCGGCGCGGCCUCGUUCAAGGUCGACAUGGGCGUGGGCAAGCAGCAGUUCUCUGUCUCGCGUGACGGCCAGGAGGUCCUGUCCGGAACCAGUCUGAAGGAGAUUAUCAAUGGCUGUGUUUGUGGGCUGUAUAACUUCAAUGCUUAUGUUGGCACUCUUCCCGCCGGUGACGCCGACGCCCUUCAGCCCGAGGCUUUGACCUCCCUCACGGAGGGUCUCAAAGUCGAUACUUGCCAAGCUACUCCCUCCCUUGCGGCUUCUGUCCCUGCUGCUAUGGCUUAG
Molecule: messenger RNA, 1470 nt
Organism: Aspergillus steynii IBT 23096
Lineage: Eukaryota; Fungi; Ascomycota; Eurotiomycetes; Eurotiales; Aspergillaceae
Product: glycoside hydrolase family 71 protein
Exons: 5
Coding region: 1-1470 (489 amino acids)
Biological process (GO): mating projection tip cell wall disassembly
Molecular function (GO): glucan endo-1,3-alpha-glucosidase activity
Source: RefSeq, a predicted model, not a curated record